AUGAUGUUCCCGAACAACCUGAACCUCCGACCGUCAGCCAUAGUACUACCGGAGAUCACUGGAAAUUGGGAGCUGAAGCAUACACUAAUUCAAAUCUUGCCCAAGUACAGUGAUAUGCCCGGGGAGGACCCUCAAAGGCAUCUCCAGGACUUUGAGAUGGCAUGUGGAACAGUGCGCACCGCUAGUCAAGCCCUUGAAGGAGCGAGGGAGUGGUUGUACGAUUUGCCCGAAGGAAGCAUUCGGACCUGGCAGGAGUUGCAGAGCAAGUUUUUGGAAAAACAUUUUCCAGCCACCCGAAUCCAGAAUUUGAGGACUCGGAUAAGCAACAUCAAGAUGGGAUCGAGAGAAAUCCUCUACGAGUAUUGGGGAAGGUUCAAGCAGAUGUUAGCCAAAUGCCCGCAACAUCAAAUACCGGAUCAUGACCUUAAUCGGUACUUCGUGGGGGGACUUCGAAGGCAAGACAGGCAAUGGUUACACGCAGCAUAUGGAGGAUCAAUCCUGAACAAGUCCGCAGCAGAGGCUUUCAAACUCAUAGCCGAUAUGGCCGAGGAAUCAAGGGAUGAGGAAGGUACUAUAGUCAGAACUGCUCCGGUACCAAAUCCUUCUGCCCAAGACGACAAGUUGGACAAGCUAUGCAACAUGUUCGAAAAAUUCAUGACAAACCAAGAAACAUCCAACCAAGGAACCCCCAACAUCCGGAAACCUGUGAAGGCAUGCCAACUUUGCUUGGCAAAUUCACAUGCAACCGAUGAAUGUCCACAACUUUUCGAAGAUGAAGAGCUUAAUGCUAUUGGGCAGCAGCAUAACAAUCAAGGGUGGAGACAGCACGAGAACCUUAGGUACGACAACAACAACUUUUUGGGGCCAAACCAAGGACAAACGAGCAAUCCACAACAACACUCGCAACAACCUCAACAAGUAAGAGGAUCCUCCCUAUCAGAACUUGUACACCAAAUGGCCCAACAACAAGUGAAAUUCCAGCAAGAGACCGAAAAAUUCAUAAUGGAGAUAAGAGGAGGGAUGCAGAAUGUGAAUUCCCAACUGUCACAUCUUGCCCAAGUCGUAGCCCGACUUGAAAGCAAACAAGGGGAACUCCCUUCCCAAGUGGAGGUGAAGAAAGUGAAUACUAUGACACUUAGAGGUGGAAAAGAGUUACCUGAGGUUGUUCGGAAGAAAAAUCACGAAGAACCAGAGGUGAGCGAGGAGGUUGGAAUGGGGUCGGCAGAUGAGGAAGAACUUACCCAGGAAAGAGAAAUCAAGAGGAAGGCAGUAGGGAAGGGCAAAGAGAAAUUGAGCCAAGCUGAGCCCAUAAUCCCCUUCCCAGGAAGAAUGGCCAAGGAACAAGAAAAGGAAGAACUAACCGAACUGGUGAAAAUCUUCAGAAAGGUGGAGGUCAAUAUGCCCCUUUUGGUCGCACUACGCUCUAUGCCCAGAUGUGCAAAAUUUCUCAAGGAACUCUGCAUUCGGAAAGUCAAAUACACUGACGAUGCGAAAUUUCAAGUGGGCGAGUCCGUGUCUGCAGUCUUACAAAGAGAUAUGCCUAUAAAAUAUGGGGAUCCUGGCAUGUUCUAUAGCCCAUGUGUAAUAGGAACCAUGAAGGUGGAAAAGGCAACGCUCGACUUAGGGGCAUCCAUCAACGUUAUACCUUUAUCCAUGUAUCAGGACCUGGAGAUAGGACCACUGAAGCCUACCCGAUUGGUGAUUCAACUGGCAGAUCGGUCAAACGUAUACCCAGAAUGA
Messenger RNA from Salvia miltiorrhiza (redroot sage), 1740 nucleotides. RefSeq lists its product as uncharacterized. The record is from RefSeq and is a predicted model, not a curated record. The transcript is spliced from 3 exons. Lineage: Eukaryota; Viridiplantae; Streptophyta; Magnoliopsida; Lamiales; Lamiaceae. Bases 1 to 1740 code for a protein of 579 amino acids.